AAACGCCAUCUUUAGCCGCCGACGACUAAAGUAUUGUAGCAGAGUUGUGAAGAGAAACUGGUGUCAGGCGCCGGGAAAACCCAAACGCUUUUAGAAAUCCCUCUCUGAAGGUGUUGUAGUCAGGUGUCGCUGCGCUGUCAUAUGGUCCAAUGUGUGUCAUCGCUCCGACACCUUCUGCGCAGUUUUCUUGUGUCGCUCCCGGUUGACGUUGAGUGAUCUCGCCAAAGAAACAGCAAACGACGGGGGGUGAAAGCCAGGAUGAAACGAGGCCUCCAAGGGAAUGAGCAAGCGGAUGGAGGGGGCCCCAGCAGCGGGUGUGACAAGACUCUUAAACGGUCCUGCAAGCAGAAGAGGGAGAAAGAUUUAGGAAAAGGGGGAACCAACUGGGAGCGUUUGCCCCAGGAGAUACUGCUUCAUGUUUUCCAGCACCUGCCUUUGCUGGACAGGGCGUAUGCUUCUCAGGUGUGUCGCGGUUGGAAUGAGGCCUUCCACAUGCCAGAGCUGUGGCGCUGCUUUGAGUUCGAGUUGACCCAGCCAGCCAGUUCCUACCUGAAGGCCACUCACCCAGAGCUAAUCAAACAGAUCAUCAAAAGGCACUCGGACCACCUGCAGUACGUCAGCUUCAAGGUGGACAGCAGCAGAGAGUCUGCAGAGGCAGCGUGUGACAUCCUCUCCCAGCUUGUGAACUGCUCUUUGAAAACCCUGGGUCUCAUUUCCACAGCUAGGCCCAGCUUCAUGGAGAUGCCCAAGUCUCACUUCAUCUCAGCACUGACGGUGGUUUUUGUAAACUCCAAAUCCCUGUCCUCUUUGAAGAUCGAUGAUACCCCUGUGGAUGACCCUUCUCUCAAGGUUCUGGUGGCCAACAACAGUGACACCCUCAAACUGCUGAAAAUGAGCAGCUGCCCUCAUGUUUCACCUGCAGGCAUCCUGUGUGUGGCUGAUCAGUGCCAUGGCCUGAGAGAGCUGGCUCUCAACUACCACUUGCUGAGCGACGAGCUCCUCAUUGCGCUCUCCUCAGAGAAGCACGUUCACCUUGAGCAUCUCCGGAUCGAUGUGGUGAGUGAGAAUCCAGGCCAGCAGUUCCACACCAUCAAGAAGAGCAGCUGGGACGCCAUGGUACGCCACUCCCCCAAAUUCAACCUGGUCAUGUAUUUCUUCCUCUACGAGGAAGAGUUCGGCCCUUUCUUCCGCGAUGAAAUCCCCGUUACACAUCUGUACUUCGGCCGCUCCGUCAGCAAAGACGUGCUGGGGCGCGUUGGGCUCACCUGCCCACGUCUGGUAGAGCUGGUGGUGUGCGCCAACGGGCUGCGGCCAUUGGAUGAAGAGCUCAUCCGCAUUGCCCAGCACUGCACGCAGCUGUCCGCCAUUGGCCUGGGAGAAUGCGAGGUGUCCUGCAGCGCCUUCGUGGAGUUUGUUAAGAUGUGCGGGAAAAGACUGACACAACUAUCCAUCAUGGAAGAAGUGCUGAUUCCAGAUCACCGUUACGAGCUUGAUGAUAUCCACUGGGAGGUGUCAAAGCUCCUGGGUCGCGUCUGGUUUCCAGACAUGAUGCCUACGUGGUAGAGCUCCAGGUGAACGUGCAAGUUUAUGUAUUCAGGGAACAAUUACUUUCCAGAAUACACAAGGAAAUCGUAUCUUUUCUGGGUUUUGAUCUGGCAGUACAUUUUAUUCUCAAAAUCAUGUAGCAUGAAUUAAAACUCCACCUUGCUGGUUUAUUAUCAGAUUCAUAAUUUUUCAGUCAUAAUAUUCAGUACAUUGUUCUUCUUAGUUCUGCAGAUGGUUAUUUGUAGCAUUUUGGGGUAUUCAGGGAUGAUGCGUAACAGGAAAUACUUCUACAGGAGAGAGAUUAAUAUACAGGUUGAUUGUACUAAAUCUUAAAUUGUGUUGUGCAGAAAUAUCGAUAUAUAUUUUGUACAUAUAUAAAUAUAUAAUUUGCCUUAUUGCAACCGGGCUAAAGUACAGUCCUGUUAAUUAAAACCACAAACUUAAAAAAAAAAAGAAACAACCCUUUAAUUUGACUAAUAAAAUGAAGACCUUUUGAGCGGAUCGUCGUAUUCAGUACAUGAUGUCUUUAAAGUUAUGCAAUGUUGUUAAGCUAAUAUGAUUGUUUGUGUUCACUCAAAAAUGUUUAACUUUGGUGAAAGCUUUUCUUGUUGUUUUUUUUAUCUGACCCUUUGAGUGAAGCAUUGGCAUAUUACGAAAGACAUCUCUCAUGAUCACAUGACCUGUGUUCAGGUAGGCAGCAGCACAAGUGGGUCUGUGUUGUUAUUUUUUGUUUGGUUUUGGUCUCUAUUUGUCAUUAACUACUUUACACUGUUUGACGUUCCCUGAAUGCCUUUCUGUGUCGCUACAUCUCAUGUAUAAAAAAAACACCAGAUUCUCUUUCAAUGACUUGUGUUUUAUGCUGGCAAAGCUAAAGGCAGCAACUUAUCCACUUUUCUAAGAACAGCAAGUGACUUUGACCAUGAUCACCUUACUCUGAAUAUACUGUGUAAAUAGUUAUGAAUGAUGCUUUAUAUUUUUGUGUUAUAUUUCUUCAUUGCCUGACUCAUCUUUGUGUGGUAACUGUAAAUAUCAAAGGGUUAUAUUUAAAAACAAACGAGAGGGAGAAAUUCUUAUGAUGGACUUUAUACAGUAUAUUUGUACAUAUAUAGAUCAUUUUUGUAUGCACUUUUUUUCUCUAAUGAAGGUUGACGUUCAGAAGAUGAAGUUCAGUGUCAUCAGGAUUUAAAAAUAGCACAAGUUUUCAGCGUUGUAACCGUUGAAUUUUAACAAUUGUCUGAAAAGUUAUUGUUUCCUUGCUUUAAAUAUAUUAAUACUGCAAUUUUAAUUUUAUAAUAUAUUGUUAAAAGUGGGAUUGUUUAAUUAUUGCCUGACAUACACAUUUAUUCUGGGUAGACAGACACACUUAUUCACAAUAUUAAACUCAUAAAAGCUUUGUUAGUUAAAGAAAGUAUAUAUGCCAUAUAUUUUGCCAAAGCACUUUUAAAUUUUUUAUUUUUUUUUAAAAUCCAUAAGGACCCAAUAUGACAUAGGUGUCACACUUCCUUCAAAUGUCCUGGACUGUUCCUAAACAUACGGUCCACUUUUUCAAUGUUUUGCACCCCCUCUUUUUUCAUCAAGUAGAAAUGGGUCUGGGUUCUUCUAAUGUAAAGGAAGCUAAAAAAAAUCAAAUCAUCAGAAAUUCACAAACUGAUUGAUUGAUAUGUCCUUCUAGAAAAACGUAUUACUCGAUACAAUCACAUUUACUAAUUCUUCCUUAACAUCUACACUAAAGUAUGCAUUAACGUCUAAUAUCAGUGAAUAUUUUACCAGAUAGGUAGUACCCCCCCCCCCCCCCCCCCAGCAGCAGAACCUGGACACGUGGUGUUGCAGCUGUAGUGUUCCUAACCUCACUACUGCUGUAAUGUAAAAGCUAAAAAUCUUGUUGAGUUUUGAUUUGCACAGCCCUCCAGACAGGACAAGCAUGUUGUUCAUGUAACCUGAAUAUUUGCCUGACUGUGUAUAAGUGUGUAUCAUUAUUAAUUGGUUGCAUUUGAGUGAAACAACAAUUAAAAGUUGUCUUAAGG
This is a messenger RNA of Cololabis saira (Pacific saury), 3569 nucleotides long. RefSeq names its product F-box/LRR-repeat protein 3-like. Gene Ontology annotation, cellular component: SCF ubiquitin ligase complex; cytosol; nucleus. Gene Ontology annotation, biological process: G2/M transition of mitotic cell cycle; SCF-dependent proteasomal ubiquitin-dependent protein catabolic process; regulation of cell cycle. Bases 259 to 1563 code for a protein of 434 amino acids. The record is from RefSeq and is a predicted model, not a curated record. Gene Ontology annotation, molecular function: protein binding. The transcript has 6 exons. NCBI's taxonomy places the organism in Eukaryota, Metazoa, Chordata, Actinopteri, Beloniformes, Belonidae.